GCAAACCUUCUGACAGCAAACCAUAUCUUCUUCCUAGUACUCCCCUAGGACAAUGUACAAUGCUCCGCUCAUCCAUUCGAAUAGCAUGCAGGCUACAUCCUCGAUCUUUCUCCAAACCUCCUCUAUUCACUAUCCAGCGCUCAUUCCUCCACUCCACAGCAAGUAUAUCACUUCAACGCAAGACCAGCAGGCCAUCAUAUCACCAAGCGGUACCCGGCCUCAUUCUCAGCGAGGUUCAGAAUAUUUGGAGGAGACGGAGGAUAUGGGAGACCGAGCCCGGGACGUCCUCGUUCCACUCAACACCGUCGCGGCAUGGUGCACCCCUUGUGCCGAUCAUUUUGGGCAUUCUAAAGUCUUCCACUACGAUAGAGGUUGCUCGCGCAGCAGGUCGAAUAGCCCUCACAUUCAUCCCAUUGCUCUGGUUUCAGAACAAACGUACCCAACGGUACAUCGCACACCAUGCCAAGUUCCACGGUGAACCAGCGACAGAGGAGAAGAAGGCCAUGCUGCUGCAGAAGAUUAAAACACGUACCCUCCUCUUCCAGAUCCUACUCUCCGUCCCCAUAGCAAUCUUCUGGGCAGCAAUCUUCGCCAGCUUCGAGAGGACCCCGCUCACAGGCAGAUGGCGCAUGAUCAUCCUCUCCCCCGAAGAAGAAGACGAAAUAGCAGCCCAGCUCGCCGGCCCGAAAUGGUACCAAGCCGUCACCGAGGUCUUAUCAGCCGAAGGCACCGCGCCCAAGUUCAUCUCCCCGUCCGACUGGCGCUACCAGUGGGUGCAAAACACCCUGCGCUGCCUCGAGCGCGGCAUACCCAACAUCUGCAGCGAAGGCCAGCCGCAGAUGCAGUACUGGCUCGAGCGCCCCGACGAAGCUGCCCCCUUCCCCCCGCCCGCGCAGUAUCCGCUUCGCCCGCGCCCGCGCGCGUCGGAGCUCAUGCACUCCAUGUGCGAGACCAUGUGCGGGCGCAUGCCCGCCCCCGCACCACAUGUGCUGGCUGGCCCGCCGUACUCGCUGCUCAUUGUGGACAAGCCCGACGCGUCGAACGCGUUCUCGUACGGCUUCGGGCCGGACGGUGGGGGCGGGAUCGUGGUGUACUCUGGUUUCCUGGACGACAUCCUCUCGCGCGUCCCGAUGGGCCCCACUUCUCCGGCUUCUGAACAGCAGCCCUCGUCCUCGUGGUUCUCCUCCCUCUUCGGCUCGCUUUCCUCCGUUUCCAGCAACCCUACAUGGACGGGACCGACGCCCGAGCAGACCGCGGAGCUCGCGAUCCUGCUCUCGCACGAGCUCGCGCAUCUGGUGCUGUCGCACCACCUCGAGACGCUCUCCUCGGGCACGAUCAUCUUCCCCGCGGUGGUGAGCAUGAUCUCGGACGUGUUCAGGACGAUGCUGUUCCCCAUCACGAUGAUCUUUGGUCCGUUCGUCAACGACGCGGUCGCUGCGCUCGGCAAGAUGGGCUCGGGCGAGCUGACGAAAGUGGGAGAGUACUGUAAUAGCGUGAAGCAGGAGAUCGAGGCAGAUGUGGUUUCGGCCCGCCUCCUCGCCCACGCCGGCUUCGACGCGCGCGACGCCGUCACCUUCUGGGAGCGGCGCCACAGCAACACCAAGGCGACCGACUGCGGCUCAACCGUACGUCCGCCCGAGUCGCCCGUCAUUCAGGAGGCACGCACGCUCGCGCACCGCAUCGUCGGGCAGCGCCACCCCGUCGACGAGGUUCGCGUCGAGAAGCUCAAGGGCGAGCUCGUCCGUUGGGAACUCGAGCGCCGCGUUGCGCUCCGCAGACGCGAGCGGGGCGUGGAUGCGCCUGAGCCGGGGCCGCUGUUACGGAUUAUCUGAUUUUAAAUUCGGAUCCACUGGUCGAAGCGAUCGUGUUCACGGUCCGAUUUUCGUGGCCUUGCGUUCUCGGCUGGAUAUAUGGGUCUCUCGAACGCCGAACUUUUGUUAAGCCCGGCUUUAACUUCCUGUUGCUAUAUACUUUUAACCUUGAAUACUGUCGCUCCUUUUUGCAUAUAUACCAUUCUUCCCUCUUUUCUCGUACAGUAUCUUUCGCUCUUUAUUUAUUGUAGGACAUAGCCAUAGUGUAUUUAUAGAAGAUAAUAAAGAUCUUUCUCUACACCG
This is a messenger RNA of Coniophora puteana RWD-64-598 SS2, 2114 nucleotides long. RefSeq lists its product as uncharacterized. Bases 504 to 1832 code for a protein of 442 amino acids. Lineage: Eukaryota; Fungi; Basidiomycota; Agaricomycetes; Boletales; Coniophoraceae. Gene Ontology annotation, molecular function: metalloendopeptidase activity. Gene Ontology annotation, cellular component: mitochondrial inner membrane. The transcript is spliced from 4 exons. Gene Ontology annotation, biological process: mitochondrial protein processing; protein quality control for misfolded or incompletely synthesized proteins. The record is from RefSeq and is a predicted model, not a curated record.